UGAACGUCAAUUCACGGCUAACCCUGAUGAUUUAUAUUUGAGAGCAGAGAAACUGUGGAAUGAGAGAAACUUUGUAGAUGCUGAAAGCAGUUUGCAUCAAUUGCUGCGGGUCUACCAAAGAGCAGAACAUGAACCGUUCAAGAAAGCAAAUGCGCUUGCUAUGUUGGGUUCAUGUCUAUAUUACCAACAUAAAGUGAAUGACGCCGUAAAGUUUACGGAACAAUGUUUGUCUAUUGUACGAGAUAUUACACCUCAACAUGAGAAGUUUCUGUCUGAUGUUGCAACAUUUUCACAAUCACAAAUGAGGACGGACAUUACCAUUUUGUGUGCAAAGCUAAGGUGAGUGGGAGGCAGCGUGUGUCUUGUAAACGGACGUGUUGGGAUAACUGGUGUUUGUAUGAGUGACAUCCUGCUGUAAUAUUGUUGGAUAUUGAACAGCCGUCCAUCAACAGAUACAAGUCAUACUUUGUCAGAAAUGAAUGUAGAACAAUGAGAGUAGCAUAGCUGGUUGUGACAAGAGUUUUCUAUGUAUAGGGAAAUAUUAAUGCAGAAGAGAGUAAAGAAAAGUAGAAAUGUGAGUAGUGCAGCUAGAUUUUUAUUAUGAUUUAUGUGCACUAUGUCUAGUGUGUAGUGUGUGUUGAGAGGUGAAGAUGUUGGGGUGUGUGACAGACUGUGAAGAGAGACUACGACUACAAGAGAUGACGUGACUGACUGUUGUGUUGUUGUGUCUCUAACUUAGUGUUACGCAAUAUGGGAGUGUAUCUAUACGAUGAGGGCAAGUAUGUAAGAGCAACAGAACAUCUAAGAGAGUCACUCAACAUCAAGCGUAGAUUGUCUUCUGUGGACAAAGUCAUCAUGGCACGAACUUAUGCUUAUUUGUCACGUUGCCUUCUCUCUCAAUGUCUAACAAAAGAAGCAGAAGAUGUGAUGAGAGAAGGUUAUGUUUUAGCAAUCAGAACGGAUAACAAUGGUGUGAAAGCAGAAGCUGCUACUGUAUUGGCUUAUGCAAUUCAUCUAAAUGAAGGAACAGAAGAGGAAGUGAAAAAAUUGUUACAACAGGCUAAUGGAUGGAUUCAAAUGGUGGUAGAAAGACGAAACAAGGCAGAAGUGUUGAGUGUAAUGGGAGAAGUAUUGGUGAUAAGAGGUGACUACAAGCGUGCCAAUAGGAUACUGCAGAAUGCAGCAACAAUGCAAAGACACUUUUUACCAACCAACCAUUGGGAGACUGCUAUAACUCUUUGUCGUAUGGCAGAGUGUCAAGUUAAACAAGACCAACAAAUGGCUGCUUUGCCAUUGUUCCAUGAGUCAUCAGAAAUGAUGAGUAAAUCAAUAGGUGUGGAACACCCAAUAAGAGGAAGAAGUUUAUUUGGUGUUGCUAAAGUCCUUUUGAGACAACAGAAGUGGCAAGAAGCAGAAACCAUCCUAAAGGAAAGUGUCAAUAUUUUGCAUCCCACAACAAGUGCAGCAAUUCGAGAUCUGAACUAUUGCUUACGAAUGCUAAAGAAAGAUCAAGAAGCAGUUGACAUUUUGCAACAGCAUCAACGAGUUGUUUCUUAUGAUCAAGGCAAGCAUCAAGCAAGUGCAUUUCAAGUCGAUGAUUUACAAAGAGAGUUGGAGCAACUCAGAGAAAGCAAUCGAGCCAUUCAAGCAGAGAAAUGUGCCAUUCAAGCAGAGAAAUAUGCUUUACAGCAGCAAUUGGCUGAUCAGGAGGCUGUACCUUGUGCCAUCACUUAUGAGCAUGAACGUCAAGUGGGAGAAGUAAGGAGAUUGCUGCAGCUCAUGCAGGAACGUGAUGAAAACAACAAACGACUACAGAACCAACUCCGCAGAAUGACAUAUCAGUUGGAUAACAAGGAGAGACGGCUACAACAACAGGGAGGAGAAAUUGAUGUUUUAAGGCAGGAGGUGCAAGAGGAGCACACGACUAAUGAACUUCUGGCAAGAGACUUGCAACGAAGUGAAAGAGCAAUGCAGGAACUGGAGAGACUUCAACAUCAAUAUGACAGGCUUGUACAGAUCCAUGAUGACAGUUUACACAUGACUGGAUUAAAGUUGGGAACAGGAGGUUAUGGAGAGGUUGGUGUUGGCAUGUGGAGUGGUGUAGGAGUUGCUGUCAAGACAUUUCAUGAAGAACCGGUUAGAGUAGAUGAACUCAACAUUUCAUUCAUUCGACGUGAAGUGUCGGUGUCCAGUCAUGUCCAUCACCCCAAUGUCGUAUCCAUCUGUGGAGCUAUCAUUGAGAAUGAAGUUCCUCUUCGUAUCGUCAUGGAGCUUUUGGAAGGAUCACUGAAAGAUGUGAUCAAAGCUGCUUUGAGAAGCAGAUAUCUGUCCAUGAGGGAACAAGUGGAUAUAGCUGUGGGAUGUCUGUGUGGUGUGAUGUAUCUUCACCAGCUGCAGCCUGCUCUUCUUCAUGGAGACAUUCGCUCUACCAACAUUCUCAUCAGCAAGACCAUGCAAGCCAAAAUCGGUGAUCUGGGCUCUUGUCGCUUCUCUAACGAGUCACUUUCUGUUGGUCCUCUCAGUCCACAAUACAUUGCACCAGAACGAGUUGUGGAAGGUCGUGCAGUGACCCCAUACAACACAACACACGCCGACAUGUACAGCUUGGGAGUCACGUUUGUCGAGUUAUUCACAGGAGUAGGUGCAGAGAGGAAAUUACGUGAGAGGCAGUUUCGAGCUGUUCCUUAUGUUCCACUGCAGGACAUUUGCUAUGCUAUGGCAGAAGAGAAUUCACAUGAUCGCAUUUCUGCAGCAGCAGCUCUCAUGCAAGUGAAUGCAGUGAAGCAGAAUGUUGAGUACACUUUAUGUCCUCCCAAAAGGAUGGUGAGAGGCAAGAAACGCAAAGAAGACAAAGUGACACUCGUAGAGAUGCCGUGGAUGUGACUUAGGAGCAGAUAAUUGUGAUGUAUUUGUUUGUCUGUUUGUCUCAAUUCAUCGAACUUUGCUGCUUGUUAUAAAUGCAAUAGAUGAUGUUGCAUGUGUGUAGCCUGCUGUGCAAUAUGAGUUGACAUUAACUUUUUGAUAGUCUAGCAGUCAGUCUCACAGGUUUUUACAGUUUGUGUUGAUGUGAACUACAGUAAAACGUUUGACUCUAGAUGAAGAGCUUUAUAGCCAUUUAAAUGUUGUUUGUCAGUUGUGUAUGUCAAUGCUGCAGCUAAAUGUCAGCCUAUUGUAAUAUUAAAAAUGAUAGAACUUGCCUAU
Molecule: messenger RNA, 3201 nt
Organism: Corticium candelabrum
Lineage: Eukaryota; Metazoa; Porifera; Homoscleromorpha; Homosclerophorida; Plakinidae
Exons: 13
Coding region: 751-2883 (710 amino acids)
Biological process (GO): protein phosphorylation
Molecular function (GO): protein serine/threonine kinase activity; protein binding; ATP binding
Source: RefSeq, a predicted model, not a curated record